AUGGUUCUGCUUGCGACCAGCUCGAACAAGAGGAUUGCAGAGCGCAUUGAGUGCAACAAGAAGGGGCUCCCGCGAGAUUUGGGCUGGAGAUCCUGCGUCCGGAUGAUGAACGAGGCGACCGACAUGAUGAUUGCGAUGAAGGAAUUUCACCCUGAUAUUUGGAAUGGCAAUGUGCGCGCCGCAAACAUGGCUGCUGCCGAGGAGAUGAUCGCAAAGCUCGGUCCGAGGUUCACACCGCAAUAUGUAAUGCGCAUAACGCGCGCCGGCUCGCACAUCGCCGCAUGGGCCUUGGGCGAGUUGGAGAACACGGCCCCGCUACGCUGGUACAUGGAGUGCAUGGGUCCCGACUGCAAGCAGAUUUCGGUCUCCAUGCUGGUGAACCUCGAGCCGGCGAUUAGCGCGCUUGAGGGAGAAUGUCACUUCCAGAGCGGGCCUCUGUUUGACAUUCAGUCACGUGGCUGGAUGAUGGGAUGCAGUAGACCUGUUGGAUAUUCCGACAUACCCAACCCCAAGGGUCCCGACAAGUUAGGUCUCAGGAAGUAG
This is a messenger RNA of Symbiodinium sp. CCMP2592, 543 nucleotides long. The record is from the annotation of a GenBank genome assembly. Lineage: Eukaryota; Dinophyceae; Suessiales; Symbiodiniaceae.